AUGGAACUCAAAAUUGAGCUCAGGUGCAGCCUAUUUCCACAGAUUAUAUUUGAGAUGUUCCUACAGCUUAAUUGGAGUCCACCUGUGUGGCGUAUGCUUUGUGUGGGGCGUAUGCUGUUUGGGAUUUUUCCUUGCUGUUUUCCACUUUUGCAUUACGGACAGUCUUUUCUGUUGGCAGGCGCUUCCAUCAUCACCCACUCAUCUACAAAGGACUAUCUUCAGCCGCCCACUCUUUCGUCCCCUAAAGUGCCCAAGUGGGGUUUGGUUCCCCUCUUUCACAGCGUGCGCUCGAAGUUAGAGAGCUUUGCCGAGAUCUUUCUCACUCCUAUUAAGAGCCGAAGGGACCCACAGGAAUCGGAGAACAGUGUCCAACAGGGGGAUCCAGAACAUCUGGUGGAUCAUUCCCAGAACAUUGGUCAUCCUGCCGACGAAUUGUGCACGGAAGAUGGCAGUUCUUGGACCCCUGUAUGCUCCGCAUCAGACUUUCUUAGCGAUGGAGAAGGGACAGAGGAGGAUAAACCUGUAACCCCUGCCUUUCAGCUAGACAUUUCCCGUCCACCCAUCCAGCGCUGCCGGUCUGUUUCCUCGCUACCUCUGACGCAACACGUGCGGAGACGCAGCUUGGAUACCGUGGAGAAGAGAAGUGAGCCGUGUUCCGGUAGAAGGCGGCAGCGGCGGCACAGUCUGGGCACUGUAGAGGAAUGCCGGAGUCAGUCUCCCGUCUUCUUCACCUGUCUUAGGAAAGAGAAGCAUCCCUUUCUCCUGCGGCAGGGAACUGUACCACAACAUACACCUGGUUCCGUCCACAAUGAGAGGUCACCACCCAGCCUCUGUCCGGACAGCGGUAGAGUGAGAGAGCAGGGCCUCAGUGAAGGUGAAGACCAGGUAGCAGAGGAACCUCUUCCUGAUUCUGAGGUCAAGAUACCGGAGAUUUUCCAUUGUGCCAAAGAGAGUAAAGUCUCCAACAUUCAGAUACGGAAAAGAGCCAUAAAACAAGAAGGGAACCUAACGCCGCUGGGCCUUCCGAAACGUGUGCGGUUACAUAAAGAGGACUUUAGCCUGGAAGAGAUCUACACAAACAAGAACUAUCACACUCCUACGGAGAAAAGAAAAUAUGAAACUAUAUUUGAGGAGCCAGUAAUGAAGGGUGGUACCCUUAUCCUUACGAGUCAGCGUCCAUUACGACGGACUAUGGUAUUUAAGGAUGGCAGCGCUGGUCAACGCAAACGUCGCCGGAAAGGAAAAGGAGCGGGUCGCAGCCGUAGGUGUCCCACAAGCUCGGUGGGAAAAACCGUGGACUGUGAACUGUUAUUGCAACACAAAAUGAGCCAAUUAGAGGCGGCGCUGCAAGAAGAGGAAAUGGGCGCGGUGUAGCCACCAGCGGCUCCGCACACAAGUGUCCUUAUGUUACCGUCGUGCUCUGUGUAUAUACCGCCUGUAAAUGCUCCUUUUACUGUCAUCUUCUCCCGGAAGAUUGUGUGUAACUUAUCCUUCUUCACAAAUAAAUAAUCUAACUUUU
Molecule: messenger RNA, 1519 nt
Organism: Pseudophryne corroboree (corroboree frog)
Lineage: Eukaryota; Metazoa; Chordata; Amphibia; Anura; Myobatrachidae
Gene: PRR14
Product: proline rich 14
Exons: 6
Coding region: 1-1374 (457 amino acids)
Cellular component (GO): nucleoplasm
Source: RefSeq, a predicted model, not a curated record